This is a messenger RNA of Rotaria sp. Silwood1, 321 nucleotides long. The record is from the annotation of a GenBank genome assembly. Lineage: Eukaryota; Metazoa; Rotifera; Eurotatoria; Philodinida; Philodinidae.
AUGAAUCCAUCAAUACCAAAUUUAACACCUGCUGAAUGUCGUCAAUCCGAAGAAUUGAAUAAUCAAAUGAUGAGUUGUUUAAGUUUUCCAGCAAGUAGAUCUACAAGUGAAUUUGUACGUAAACAAUUACAAAAUACAAUUCAUGGACGACAAAAACCAGCCGGUGGAAAAGAUAUGUCAGGAAUAACAGCACAGAAAAUGAUCAAUUCGCCAAGUCUUGAUUCGAAUCAAAAAGGGGCUUAUUUUCGAAAUAAAUUAUCAUCUCAAUUGUCUUCUCCAUCCUUACAAGCAGCUAUAAGAUCACAACAACAACAACAAUAA